Equus caballus (horse) is the source of this 742-nucleotide messenger RNA. RefSeq names its product epididymal-specific lipocalin-10. Lineage: Eukaryota; Metazoa; Chordata; Mammalia; Perissodactyla; Equidae. The record is from RefSeq and is a predicted model, not a curated record. Gene Ontology annotation, molecular function: small molecule binding.
AUGGGGCCGGGGUGGCUGCUGCCCGUGCUGGCCCUGGCACUGGUGCUGGCUGUGGGGUCCCAGCCGCAGGAGCAGAUCCCCAGGGAGGCCCACAACCUCAACUGGAGUAAGUUUGCAGGGUUCUGGUACAUUCUUGCCAUCGCCUCUAAUGCCCCAGGAUUCUUGCCGAGCAGAGACAAGAGGAAGCUGGGGGCGUGCAUGGUGAGGGUUCACAAAACGGGCCAGCUGAAGGUGGUCCUCGCCUUCAACCGGUCGCAGGGGUGCCAGUCCCACACGUUACUUCUGCGGAAAGACAGGAAGAAGGCCGUGUUCAGGAACACCCUGAAGGGUGUGGAGGGCUUCCGCGUGCUGUGCACCGACUACAGCUCCGGCCUCGUGCACCUGCGCCUGGGCCGGGCCGGCCGCUCCUCCAAAACCCUGCUGCUCUUCAGCAGACAGACCACAUCCAGCUUCCCAAGUAUGAAAAAAUUCGUAGACACGUGUGAGAUGUUGGAGCUCUCAAAGAGUGCGACCAUUCUCCCGAAAGACGCCUCCUGUGCGCACACCAUUCUGCCGUGAGAGGGAGCCGCCCGCCUGCUCUUUCCUUCGGGGCUUGACUUGCGGUCCCCCUAGACACCUGGAGUGUUGUUCCAGGUUGCAGGUCUCAUAUCCAGCUGCUUGUUGAGAAGCCUUUGGUGACCCCAAGGCCUUGAAGGUCUGGAACCCAGGGCCACGGCUCUAGCCCAAAAGGAAUCUUUCAUGA